Molecule: messenger RNA, 2130 nt
Organism: Pistacia vera
Lineage: Eukaryota; Viridiplantae; Streptophyta; Magnoliopsida; Sapindales; Anacardiaceae
Product: disease resistance-like protein DSC1
Exons: 5
Coding region: 64-2130 (688 amino acids)
Biological process (GO): signal transduction; defense response
Molecular function (GO): ADP binding
Source: RefSeq, a predicted model, not a curated record
UCUUAUACAUAGAUUGUCUACAAACUUAAACAGAUCUAAAAAGUCUUUCAUCAGUGGAGUUGGAUGGCUGCUUCUUCAUCUUCAGCCACUCCUCAAUUGAAGAACUAUGAUGUCUUUCUUAGUUUCAGAGGCGAAGACACCCGCUAUAAUUUUACAAGCCAUCUCCAUGCGGCUUUGUGUCGCAAUAAGAUUGAAACUUUCGUUGAUAAGGAUCUGAUAAGAGGAGAUGAGAUUUCAUCAGCUCUUUUGAAUACAAUUAAAGCAUCGAAGAUUUCUAUUAUCAUUUUCUCACAAAAGUAUGGGUCUUCAAGAUGGUGUCUCCAAGAACUUGAACAGAUUCUUGAUUGCAUGGAAAGGAAGCAGCAGAUUGUUAUACCAAUUUUCUAUCAUGUAGACCCAUCUCAUGUAAGAAACCAAACAGGGAGUUUUGAGAAGGGAUUUGCUGAACUUCAAGACCGUUUUAAGGAAGAACCGGAGAUGCUGAAAAGAUGGAAGGGCGCGUUGAAUAAAGCAGCUGGUCUAUCUGGUUGGACUAUAAAUGCAGAAACGUAUGAAGCUGAUCUUAUUGAUAAAAUUUCAGGCGACAUUUUGAAAAGACUAAAUAAAUUGUCUCCAACUGAUUAUAAAGGUCUGGUUGGAAUAAAAUUUUUAAAAGAGGAAAUAAAGUCUUUGUUGAACAAGGGAUCAAAUGGUGUUUCCGUAAUAGGAAUUUUGGGCAUAGGUGGUAUUGGCAAGACAACUAUUGCCCGUGUUGUAUUCAACGAAAUCUGUCGUAAUUUUGAAGGAUCUUAUUUUGCUGAAAAUGUUAGGGAAGAGUAUGAUAUUAAGCUAUCAAACAAAGUAGUAGCAUACUCCAAAGGCGUUCCAUUGGCUCUUAAAGUGUUGGGUUCUCAUUUGUCUUCCAAGGGAACAUUUUUUUGGGAAAGUACAAUAAGUAAACUAGAAAAAGGUCCUCCACCGGAUAUUCAUAAUGUCUUAAAAGUUAGUUAUGAUGGACUAGAUGAUGCACAGAAGGUUUUAUUUUUAGAUAUUGCAUGUUUCUUCAAAGGGGAACCUAAAUAUUUAGUGAUAGAAACCCUAAAUGGUUGCGAGAUAGAAGUUCUUGUUGAUAAGUGUCUUUUGUCUAUGACAUGGAAAAAUGAAAUAACAAUGCAUGAUUUGCUUCAAGAAAUGGGUAAGAAAAUUGCUCAAGAUCAUGAAGACAUUCGAUUAUGGCAUCACGAGGAUAUCUUGAAAGUAUUUAAAAAAUACAAGGGAACUGAAGCAAUACGAUGCAUAAAGUUAGACAUAUCUAAAAUCAGUUAUCCACGCUUAUAUUGUAAUGUUUUGUCAAGGAUGGAUAACUUAACAUUCUUCAAAGUAUACAACUCAGAAUGCCAAGAUAAUUAUGAAAAUAGGUUGGAUGAUUCCAUAGAACUUCAUGCAAUAUUUUUGGGAGAAGACAACCCAGAACGCCGAGAUAGUUAUGAAAAUAAGUUGGAUGGUUUUGAAGAAGUUGAAUCCUUUCCCAAUGACAUAACAUUCUUCGGUUGGAAUGAUUACCCAUAUGAAUCAUUGCCAUUAAGUUUUCCUUCAGAGAGUCUUGUUACACUUGAUAUGCGACAUAGCAAAGUUAAGCAUUGGAACGGUGUUCAGAAUCUUAUAAAUUUGAAAUAUGUUGAUCUCAGUUUCUCCAAACACAUGAUAGAGAUUCCAAAUCUCUCAAAGUCCUCAAAUCUUAAGAAAUUGAUUUUAGUGGGUUGUUCAAGUUUGUUGGAGAUCAUUCCCUCUUCUAUUCAAAAUUUCGAUAAGCUUAAUAAGUUGGAUCUAAGAUAUUGCUCAAGGCUUAUUAGCUUACCAGAUGGCAUUCAAUCAAAUUCUAUUAAUCUCAGUUACUGCUAUGCGCUCAAGAUAGCUCCAAAGAUCUCAUGUAAGGUGAAAAUUUUAAAAUUAAGGAACACUGCAAUAAAAGAAUCACCCUUCAUCGAACAUCCAUCUGGACUAGUUGAGUUGGAUCUUGCACAGUGUUCAUCGCUUGAGAAUCUUUCAAGCAGCAUCUGUAAGUUGAAAUGUCUCAAAGUGCUUAAUCUUAACUGGUGCUACAAACUGGAAAGAUUACCAGAUGACUUUGGAGGAUCUCUUAUGUAUUGA